UCCCCUUCCAAAGGAGGAGUGGGAGGAAAGGGAGAGAUAAAGCGAGGGCGGGGGCGGAGCUGGCUCUCGCUGGCUUUGUCACAUCGCGGCUGCUUGCCCCAUGCAUCCCUCGCCCUGCGCCGACGAGAUGGGAGAUGCCCCCGCGGUUGACAUUGUGGACAUCUAUGAAUCCAUACGUGAGCGACAGCGUCAUGACAGUGAAAGGUCCACCUGUAGCACUUUGGAACAGAAUGACAUAGAAGCUGUUGAGGCACUUGUUUGUAUGAGUUCCUGGGGUCAAAGAUCACAGAAAAGUGACCUAUUAAAGAUAAGACCUCUUACACCUGUAUCGGAUUCAGGUGAUUUUGCAAUGCACACUGAACUUCCGUCUGAGUUGCCCAAGGAUUAUAACUUUUUAUCCACACUGUGUAUGACUCCGCCAUACAGUCCAGAUUUUACUGAGCCGUCCACAUCAGCCUUGCUGUCUUCCCAAGUCACCUAUUCGAAACCAAGGACUAUCAUGGCUAAUGCACCUGCCUGCCUCAUUGCUCCUCCAGGCUGUGCUCCUGCUGCAACCCAGCCAUCUGCCCUAAAUGAUGAGAGGCAGUCCAGCCAGAAGCCAGCAAGGGCUGAUCAGCCUGCUCCUCAGCUCUGUAGGGCCAUGGCCACCAGCGUGAUCCGUCACACAGGGGACAGUUUUGCUUACUCCCGCAUUCCUACCGUGCAAGAGAAAGUGGAAGCAGUAUCGCCCAACAGCCAUUCCAUGGAUCAGCAUGAGGCACGAGACCAGAGACGCUGGAGAGUUUUACAGGAUUCUGAUGUUGGUGACACCUUAGAUUAUGACCCUUCACCAGUACAGGAAUCUUGUUUACACAGGUCAAGUUGUAGCCCCACAAGAAAAGGGCAGGAAAUGCCAGAGAGUUCUUUCCCAAAGAACUGUGGAAAGGAUAUACAGCAAAAGAGCACUCCACUUCUACCUACCCCACUUUCAAAUCCCCAGGUGAUCUGCCAAAUGAUCCCCUUGGACAGACAAAGAGGUAUGGUUCCUGCCUUUCUAAAGCCCUCUACUCAGACGGCGACAGCGGUCAAACCCAUCUUACCCCAUGCAGCCCCAAUUUCCCAUCCUGUUUUAAUGGGACCUUCUAUGCCUCAGGGGACUGUUAUGUUGGUUCUUCCGCAGGCGGCUGUUGCUCAGGCACCACCGUGCCCACAAACUGUGCUGUCUGUUGGGAACACCAAACUAUUGCCCCUGGCUCCCGCACCAGUUUUCAUUGCCUCGGGUCAAACCAGUGCACCUUUAAUAGACUUUUCUCGGAGGAGAAAUUACGUUUGCAACUUCCCAGGCUGCAGAAAAACCUACUUCAAAAGCUCUCAUCUCAAAGCCCACCUCCGUACUCACACUGGAGAAAAACCUUUCACGUGUAGCUGGGAAGGUUGUGAUAAAAAGUUUGCUCGCUCCGAUGAACUUUCUCGCCACCGCAGAACACACACAGGAGAGAAGAAAUUUGCUUGCCCGGUCUGUGACCGCCGCUUCAUGCGCAGUGAUCACUUGACGAAGCACGCUCGCCGCCACAUGACGACCAAGAAGGUACCCAGCUGGCAGACGGAAGUUGGCAAACUGAACAGAAUUGCAACAGUGGAGAAACCUAGAAGCGAGGGUGCCUUGAGCAUGCUCCUGCCUAUGCUCUCUUCUGGUUAAUAGACCUGUUUGUGCAAAAGACACCUGGUUGGCUCAAAGCAGCUUUGACUGAUUUCCUAAUGUCUAUUCAUGGUUACUUUAUUUUGUAGUGGGGAGGGGGAAAAAAACUGUAAUGUUUUGUAUUCUCUGCCUAUUUCCCUCUUCAGCUUAAGCCUUAUUUAAAUGUUGAGGAUUCCUUCCUCCCCUCCCUUGUCUUUUUCUUUUCAAUGAAGCUUCGGAGCAUUCACCAGCACUUCAGGAAAUCAAAACUUUUUGGAGAAAAAAAUCUUGGCAUUGGAUUGUCUUUUCGGAAAACGUACCUGAAUUUGAGUAAUAGUGGUCAAUGUAAAGUGAAACAGGGUGAUUUUUUAAAAAAAGAAAAACAUUUAUACACAUUUGUCUGUACAAAAUAUAUAUGGGGAAAUGGCUUUUUCUGUUGAACGUGAUCCAAACUAUUGAACAAUGAUGUUCUCAUGCUGCCCGUGUCUGAACUGCAAGUCUAGCACCCGAAUCCACUUAAGGAUUGCCUGCCAUGUGACAUUUUAAAGCAUAGGCAUUGUUUCCCUUGUCUGGAGAGCAAUGUGUCGGUCUUGUAUGGAUGAUGAAUGCAUGAGGCUAGCUCAGGAACAAUUUAGAUACAACACAGACUGUGUGUGCAGCACUGCUACCAUGCCACAUGGCAGCUCCAUACAGCCAGCAUCUCACUUAAAAACUUUUGAGUAUUGUUUUGUGCAUGCCACAAGACAGUUAGUCCGUCGGCCAAUAUCCACAAGCAUAUGGGGAAAGAACCUUUUAAAUGUGUCAGCAGCUGUAUGGAGCUCAUAGGAGACAGGCUUUUUUUGAGUAAAACAGCAUGUGACCCCCCCCCCCCAUGGCUUUCGGAGGCUAAGGGCCAAGCUAGAGGAGCCGUUGUUGGGACCACUAUGGUACAGAGGGAGGAGGGGCUUUUGCGUUGCCUUUCUGCCAUUUUUUUCCAGCCCCCAAUGGUGCCAGACUGCAGCACACCCAACCAGAAUUGGGCCCCUCAUGGUGCUCUUAAAAAGCUCUUCAACUCAAAGUCCAGAGUUCUGGUGGUAAGCUUGCAUUUUGCAGGUCUGAUUGGAUAUGUAUACUGCACCAGAUUAUUAAUAUUUGCUUUAUAUUUUGAACAAAGGAAUGGCUUGUUGGAGCCCUUUCCUUCCCCCGUACAUAAAUUGUAAGGUGGAAGUGCCUUCUAAUCUUAGCUCAGUUCAGCUAGCUUAAGAUAGCUACAUGUCUGUCAUAAGAGCACAAUUCUGCUCAACAAUUUUGUAUCUCAGUAGGCUAACUGAGCAGACACGAAGCAGGAUGUAAAAGUGUUCGUUUGGCAGAACUGUGCCCCCCAGAUACUAGAAAAAAACAUAAAGAUGGUUAAUGGAAAAACCCAACUAUAUGAGCAGCAAUCAUAAUGACCUAUGAUUUAAAAUAAAAGCUGAAACGACCGCAUUUUCAUCUUGACACAUAGAUUAAGUGAACAUCGCUCAGUGCAAAGAGUUCAAAGAAUCUUCACGUGAAUAUUCCAUGGAUGACGAGUACCGCAAAAUGAGACAUUUACAGUGCAGUCCUAAGCAGAGGUACACACUUGGAGUCACUGCAUAGGAUUACACUGUUGGUGCUUUUGGCAGGGGUGGGGGGAUAAUACUUCUGCUUUAAAAUGUGAGGGAUUUAUAAUCCCUAUAAAAUGCUGCAAGCCCUCAUAAUAAACUGUUCUAUAACAGCAAUUUAUCUCUCUCAGAAGUGGUGCAAAAAGUUCUUAGCUUCGUAACCAAACCACCUUAUAUCUGAUCAUAUCAUGUGUGCUCUUUCUCCACUGUAAAAUGAAAUGCAAGAUUGCCAAUUUGUAGAUCUUAUUUCUUAAUUGUUUUUAGGGAAGCGUGAUUGAAAAACUGAAUUUUGGAAUGUGUGGACCAUUGAGCUGCCCUCUCAAAUGAGAGUUAAGAAAAUGGUGUGAAAGGACCGGCGGGGGGAUGCAACAUCAGAUACUUCAUUUGAAGCCAAAGUUGCAUCCAUCUAUUAACUUGGUGUCCAUCUGAGACAAUGAGAGUUAAAUGAAAAUACACUGGGAUAUAAAUGGUAGGAGAAUUGUAACCUGGAACCACAGAUGCUUAAAAAGUUUAUACUAGCACAUUCUGUUCUGGAAUAAUGGUAUACAAAGCUGGUGUUUAGGCUUGCUGGUGUUUUUACUGGCCUUGCUGCUAUGCCUCUAACAGCAGUUUUUGAUCUGCAGAGAUUUAGGAAGAAAAUAUUUCCCCCCUCACCUCAUCUUCAUACUUUACUUUCCUAGAAAAGGAAAAAUAAUUGGUCGCCCUACUGGUAAUAUCCUGAGUUUGUGAAUUUGCAACGAUUCCAUGUUUGUCCUAAACAUGUAGCUGCCGAUUUCCUUAUUCUUGAGUUUGAAGAACCUCAUUUUCACCAUAACAGAAACAGCCAUUUUCUCUCUUUUCCCCACCCUCUUUUAAAAGAAUUAUAGGUAUAUGAAUUAAGCAUUGUCUUAAGUUGAUUAGAAUCUUGGCAUGUAUUUCUGUUUCAAAUAUUGUAAAUGGGAUUCCUUGGAAAGGAUGUUCAACCAGGCCUGUGUACCUUGUGCUCCACCAGGCCCAGUGCAGCCGCAGACUGUGCAUUGUGGCCCACCACGUGCUUGGAAACCACCCCACUUGGGUAGCAAAACCAGGAACCUUCCUGAGCCCCUAGUCAGCUGGUGGUUAUACACAGCUGGUGGGUCAGAUAUUAUGCAAGCCUGAGUUAAACAUAAGUAGGCUAUAAAAACGGCACUUCAGUAUAUGUGUAUUGCCUUUAUUUCUAUUUACAGUUAUUUUUUUUUAAAUGUGAACUUUUAGAGCCAGCACAACUGUGGGAUAACACUCAUAUAGAACAAGUCAGUAGGCAUAAUGAUUUUCCUUCUUAUGCUUAGUCAAUUGAACACUCAUUCAGUGUUGAGUGACGCUAAAGAACUUGUGAAGAGGUAAAUGUAAAUGGCAUAAAUGCGGUGUGUAUAACCUAG
This is a messenger RNA of Eublepharis macularius, 4676 nucleotides long. It is a transcript of the gene KLF11, whose product is annotated as KLF transcription factor 11. Gene Ontology annotation, biological process: regulation of transcription by RNA polymerase II. The transcript is spliced from 4 exons. Gene Ontology annotation, molecular function: DNA-binding transcription factor activity, RNA polymerase II-specific; RNA polymerase II cis-regulatory region sequence-specific DNA binding. Bases 101 to 1678 code for a protein of 525 amino acids. The record is from RefSeq and is a predicted model, not a curated record. NCBI's taxonomy places the organism in Eukaryota, Metazoa, Chordata, Lepidosauria, Squamata, Eublepharidae.